GUGAACAAGAAAAUGAGAACCACCGAAAAUCAGAUAGCAUUAUCACUGUCGAAGGGCAAGUCCCUCCUCCCCUUUGUGCCUCUCUCCAAGAGCCUAAAACUGCACCACCCUAGAUCAAAUAACAGUUGGCAAGUCCAAAAGGUUAUGUGAGCGACUUUAAGCUAGCUAGGGUGCUACACAGCUGGAAAAGCAUAGACCAUGGCAUUGCAACAUCACUUUCUAGCAUGCAAAAAUGCCUCCAUCCAAAAGAUUUACAUGACUCAUUCAUCUGGGGAUAGGAAGGAGAGUUUCCCAGAGGUGCCUAGGCCUCCAGCCGAACAGUUUGCACCUCUGGCAUCGACUUUUCAGCGUCGUCUACUUGUUGGUGUUGGUUCAGCUUCUCUGGUGGCUGUUGGUGCAAAUUUUGGUGGGAUUACCAGUUUUCUUCUUGGAUUAUCACCGGAAAGCGGUCGAAAUGUUAAGCUUGAUGUGCUUUAUCCAAUUGGAGGGUAUAGCCGAUGCAUUGAGACAAAUGAAGGAUUUGAAUUCAUAUACCCUGCAACUUGGGUUGGAGACCAAAGGCUGCUUUAUCGUGCAGCUGAGAAGACAGAAUAUGAGAGAUCACUCGAUCCACCUCCACUGAAUAAUGGGAAAUCUAGUGAUGGGCGGCGCAAGAAUGUGAAUGAACCGGUUGUUGCAUUUGGCCCCCCAGGUUCAAGUGGUGAACUCAAUGUUAGUGUCAUUGUCUCACAAGUCCCUCCUGACUUCUCGAUUGAAGCAUUUGGAGGGCCUAAGGAGGUGGGAGAAGCUGUGGUCCGGACAAUCACAGGAUCACGCCUCGACGUGAAAGGUACUUUGACCGAAUCAAGUUUAAGAGAGGACUCUCUGAGGAAAGUUAAUUACUACAAGCUGGAAUUCAGAGUUGAAAGCCCCGCAUUUCACCGGCAUAAUCUAGCAGUUUGUUGUGCUCGCGGUGGUAGAUUAUACACCUUGAAUGCACAAGCACCGGAAUCUGCAUGGCCAAAUGUGAAGGCAGACUUCUAUAGGAUAGCAGAUUCAUUUAGUAUCAUCUCUUGAUAAAGAAAAAAAAAAGCACAGGAGCAAGAACAGACAUUUUGAAGUUUGUAUUCUCCUGAAAUCUUAUUUUAAGGCAGCUAGUCCUGGAGCAUUAUUACACAGUUUAACAGAAAAAAAUAAGAUUAUACUUUAUGCUA
Populus nigra (black poplar) is the source of this 1193-nucleotide messenger RNA. Its product is annotated as psbP domain-containing protein 7, chloroplastic. The transcript has 3 exons. The coding region runs from base 199 to 1056 and encodes 285 amino acids. Gene Ontology annotation, biological process: photosynthesis. The record is from RefSeq and is a predicted model, not a curated record. Gene Ontology annotation, cellular component: photosystem II; extrinsic component of membrane; photosystem II oxygen evolving complex. Gene Ontology annotation, molecular function: calcium ion binding. NCBI's taxonomy places the organism in Eukaryota, Viridiplantae, Streptophyta, Magnoliopsida, Malpighiales, Salicaceae.